UGCUCUUCUCCAACAUAGUUUCCCUUCGAGCUUCCGGUGGAUAACAAAGCAUCAACAUAAUAUAUAAAUUUGGAAUACUUCGAUUAAUUUCAAUUAAUUUCUGAUUUAAAGGAUUUUAAGCCUUUUGUUUACGCUUUGUGUAUAAUGCGUGUAUUUGUGUUAGUGAGCUGUUUGCUGGCGGGCGCUUUGGCGCGUCCUGAGGCUGGUUACACCUACAAUGGAUUAUUACAAAAUGCCGCCUCUUUGCAUCAGCAAUUACCCACCGAGCACGCUUUUGCCAAUUUUGCAGCACCGCCACCCACCACCUACGGCACUCCGCUGAACGGUGAGCCUACACUGAACAACAUCGAACAAAAUGCCGAGAUCGGCGCAGCCGAAGGUGGCAACCAAUUCCAACACCAGCACCAAGCAGUACAGCCACUGCCACUCGAUCAGCAGGAUUCCUACAACGCCGCCUACCAACACUCCAGUAUCGAUCAAGACGGCGGCUAUCCAUAUGCACCACAACCCACCACAGUGCACAAGCAUGUAUAUGUGCAUGUGCCACCAAAGGACUUUGAGGAUGAGGAUGUGAUCGAGACACGCGUACGUCAUGCCCCAGCUGCCAAGCAAAAACACUACAAGAUCGUCUUCAUCAAAGCACCCGCACCAGCAUCCAUACGUCCACCAGUGGUGCCACCACCACCACAAAACGAAGAGAAGACACUCAUCUAUGUGUUGCAUAAGAAACCCGAAGCUGUCAAGGAUAUUGUCAUACCAACUGCUGCGCCAACAAAACCAUCUAAACCUGAAGUUUACUUCAUCAAGUACAAGACCAAGAAGGAGGAGGCGCCCGUAUAUGGACCACCACCACAACAGCAGCAAGACCAACAGCAACAACAAAACGGUAAUAGCAUCAACGGUGCCGAUCUGGAUCCCCGUCAUUCCGAUGUGCCAGCCGGCGAGUAUGGUGCUCCUGCAGCUGAUGAGUACUCUGCUGAUCUCACUGCGCCACUCACCACCAUCCAGCCAGCGUUGGAACAGGAACAAUCGCCAGCACUCGAACAACAGCCACAAUUUGUAAGCGAUUUGCCUGCCGAUGCUUUUGACUUGCCCACUGCGCUACCCUUCGCCGCCGUUGCUGGUGAUCAGCCACAACCUACAGCGCCAGCGCCUAGCAAUCAGUACUUGGCACCAGAGGCUGUUGGUAUGGCGCCCAUUGUUGUGGAAGAGCCAACACAUUUGCCAUCGUCCAAUUAUGGACCACCCACCAGCAACCGUUUCUUCCUGAAGAAGAAGUGAGGUGACAAAUUCGCCAAGAGAGCUCUUCAUUGCUCUAUCAACUAGUAAAUUUUUACAUACAAACAUUAUUAGUUUAGUUGUCAUGGACAAAGAGGCAAAGAAUUUGUAUUCGAAACCUUCCAAAUACCGUUGGCCAUUCACAUCAACACAUACAAACAUACAUACGCGUCAGCAUUCAGCACAUGUUAAGCCCUAAAUGCACUCAACAUAACCACAAAACAAACGCAAAAAACAUACUUUCGAGCUUAAAAGAGUUUUAUGU
This is a messenger RNA of Ceratitis capitata (Mediterranean fruit fly), 1543 nucleotides long. RefSeq lists its product as uncharacterized. The coding region runs from base 145 to 1281 and encodes 378 amino acids. Lineage: Eukaryota; Metazoa; Arthropoda; Insecta; Diptera; Tephritidae. The transcript is spliced from 2 exons. The record is from RefSeq and is a predicted model, not a curated record.